CGCACAUUGUCGACCUUGAGGGACGACGUGCCUGGCGAGACGGCGCAUGCUCGACACUCUAUCGACGACCGCCGCACACACGCCAGCGACGGCCCGCAGAAGGAAGCGACGAAGGGUUGAGCUAGGCGCCGUUCCUUGGUCGCGGGUGAAGGGACGCGGAGGAGAACAGCGAUCUGGACCAUGGCGUCUUCGUCAAGGCUCGGUUCGCGGGCCGGGGAGCUGCUUUUCGUGAGAGUAGCGUCACCCAAGAGGAUACAGCCCCAUUUUCCCAGUCUGGGUUGUAGGUCUCCGACGGCGCGCUCCUUCGCAUCUCGGCCAAAGCAAGCGGGGUCCAUAAGCCGGGCCGUUCUCGAACAAAUCACUCCUCGAGUCGAGUCUCAGAACUCACCCAGAUUGGAAAUCUCUUCGCGGAAGCAGUCCAACCUCAGCGAGGUCGCGGCAGAAGCCUUAUCGAUAGUCAUGCCAGGAACCUUCGUUCUCCCCCCAUUGUCGCAGUUCCCCCGGCCGCUCGGCCAAAAGUUCAGGUUGCUUGGCUACUGGAUUGUCAUCAAGGGUCAGGAAACCAUCACAAACGCCUUCCACAGGUUCAUGAGCAAGCCCACCCUCUUCUCGCGAGCCCGGUUCAAGCCCAAGAGAUCGACGCUCAUCCCCACGGCCAAGGCGCUGCACCGUGCCAUGGCCGAGGCCCUGGCUUCUGGCGAUAAGGACACCAUCAACAAGGUCUGCGGCAGGAGGCUCGCGAGCCAGUUGCUGGCGAGCAUCGACGCCCGCCCCCGGGGCCGCCGCUACGGCUGGGAGCUGGUAGGAUACACCAACAAGCUGUUCUACCCGUCUGUCAAGUCCCACAAGAUAUCGCCCGUUUCGCGCGAGCGCCACGCGCCUAUUAUUCAGCAGGCUGUGGUCGCCAUCUCCAGCCGGCAGCGCCGGGUCGAGUACGAUGCCCACGGGCAGGUGGUUCCCGGGAGCGAGAAGGAGAUCGAGGUGGUGGAGAAUGUGGCGAUUUCGUGUAUGGUCGACACUCGAACGUGGACGCAGGGCGAGUGGCGGGUCGUCGGCUCCGUCAGGCCGACUACGCUUGAAGGCUGGAAGGCAGAGGCGGAGCUGCUGAAGACGACAAUGCUGCAGCAAUGAGGCCGCCGCAGGCCUUGCCGCGGUGGGGAUUGCACGUUGAGCGAGCUGUUUCGCUGGACAGGAGGCUGUACGAUGGGCAUGGUGGGUACCUAUGUACAAGAUAUAUGUGUAAAUGGAUCGGCGGAGGACGAGGGGGAAGGCGUGCAGCAUCUCGUGUACACAAACGUGACAUGUAACAUAUUACUCUCCAUGCCUGGGAUGCGUACAGCUGAGGGACUGGGUCAGUACCGUUCCAGCAAUGAUUAUGCAAGGUAGCGUGAAUUCCUCUCUGAAGCAAGGUUUUCGCCGGCCUG
Molecule: messenger RNA, 1424 nt
Organism: Thermothielavioides terrestris NRRL 8126
Lineage: Eukaryota; Fungi; Ascomycota; Sordariomycetes; Sordariales; Chaetomiaceae
Exons: 2
Coding region: 460-1131 (223 amino acids)
Cellular component (GO): mitochondrion
Source: RefSeq, a predicted model, not a curated record